Molecule: messenger RNA, 4619 nt
Organism: Silurus meridionalis
Lineage: Eukaryota; Metazoa; Chordata; Actinopteri; Siluriformes; Siluridae
Gene: grin2db
Product: glutamate receptor ionotropic, NMDA 2D
Exons: 15
Coding region: 304-4599 (1431 amino acids)
Biological process (GO): excitatory postsynaptic potential; synaptic transmission, glutamatergic; long-term synaptic potentiation
Cellular component (GO): NMDA selective glutamate receptor complex; postsynaptic density membrane; plasma membrane
Molecular function (GO): transmitter-gated monoatomic ion channel activity involved in regulation of postsynaptic membrane potential; NMDA glutamate receptor activity
Source: RefSeq, a predicted model, not a curated record
AGAGUGAGAGAGAGAAGAGGAUAGGGGGAGCGAGAGAGAGAGAGGGGAAGAGAGAGAAAGUGAGCUCGCGAAAAUUGAAUCCAUGUAGAAUCUGUGUGUAGGUGCAUUUGCCGGGGGAGAACACGCCAAAAGGGAUAUAGCCCGAGGAAGAUGAUGUGAAGAGAAAAUAGGGGCCGAGAGGAGAGAGAGAAAGAGAGAGAGAGAGAAAGAGGGAGAGAGGGGGGACAGGCGCGUGAAAACCCGCAGUGUUCACUAGAUUGCACCUCCUGUUGCUCCGCUUCUCCUGCUCUCUUUUCUGUUGCCAUGGUCACAGUACCUGCCUUCCCUCUCCUGUUGGCCCUGGUGGAAUGGGUGGGGCCGGUCACCACCUCCCCUCACCUCUUGCUCCGCCCCCGAGAACGUGAGCGAGACCAGGUGGCGCCGAUGCACUUUAACAUCGCGGUGAUCCAUGCGGGCUCUGUGGCUCAGGACGAGGCGGGAGUGGCAGCGGCCGGAGGCAGGGUCCUGUAUCCAGGCUUUGGCCGAGUGCACAGCAGCUUCGGGGAGAGCGUUGUCACCAAGUGGGGUUAUGUUAACGUCAUCUGGCUUCAGGUGAAUGACAGCAGUCCCAGGAGCCUGCUCUCUCAACUGUGUGACCUGUUGGCAUCUAGACCUGUGCAGGGGCUGGUGUAUGAGGAUGAGAGACCUAUCCCGCUGGCUUCAGGCCCGCUGGCCCCCAUGCUGGAAUUUGUCUCGGCCCAGACGGGCCUUCCUAUUGUAUCUGUGGGAGGGGGAGCAGGACUGGGCAGAGUGCCACAGGAGAGCGGCUCCAUCUUCCUGCAGUUUAGCACCUCCACUGCGCUCCAACUGGAAGUGAUCUUCGAGGUGCUCGAGGAGUAUGAUUGGACGGCCUUUUCUGUGGUGUCGACACGUCACCAUGGCUACCAGGACUUUCUGUCUAUGAUUGAGGGAUUGACAGAUGGCUCCUUUAUUGGCUGGGAGAAGAAAAGCGUGGUGAUGCUGAAUUUAACCGAUGACCCAGGCGGAUCUCGCACGCGCAGAUUGCUGAAGGAAAACGAGGCACAGGUCCGUCUGCUGUACUGCUCCCAGGAGGAAGCUGAGCAGGUGUUUCAUGCAGCGUGGGCGGCUGGGCAGGCUGGAGCAUCUCAUAUGUGGUUCGCUGUGGGCCCGGCGUUGUCUGAGCUGGGUGUGAAUGGCCUGCCCAGCCGUCUUUUUGCUGUGAGGCCUCAGGGUUGGAGAGAUGAAGCACGCAAACGGAUCGCCCGGGGCGUUUCUGUCCUCAUUCAUGGAGCCAUGGCCCUGCGCCAGGACUACGGCGCUACCAGUGGGCCUCACUUUGUCACAAACUGCCAGACAGAUGGCAACAGGACACAGAGGAUUCGUGGGAGAAUUAAAUAUUUCAGUAACAUCACCAUGAGUGGGAAGGAUUACUCUUUCAGUAAUGAAGGCUACCUGGCGAACCCCUUUCUGGAUGUCAUCUCCUACACACCUGGGAGUGGCUGGGAAGACGUAGGUUGGUGGGAGAACGGCGUGCUGCGUUUGCGAUACCCGGCCUGGUCUCGGUAUGGCCCCUUCCUACAGCCUCCUGAUGAUGCACAGCACCUGAGGGUUGUGACCCUGGAGGAGAGGCCAUUUGUCAUUGUCGAGCUGGCUGACCCCGCUUCAGGAACCUGCAUCAGGGAUUCUGUGCCCUGCCGACGACCUCUCAAUGCCACGGCUCAUCAGGAAGGGGUGGCUCCUGUGAAACAGUGUUGCAAGGGCUUCUGCAUCGACAUCCUAAAGCGUCUGGCCAAGAUUGUUGGCUUCACUUAUGACCUCUAUCUGGUCACCAAUGGAAAGCACGGGAAGAAGAUUGACGGCGUGUGGAACGGCAUGGUGGGGGAGGUGGUGGAUAAGCGUGCAGAUAUGGCUAUCGGCUCCCUCACCAUCAACGAGGAGAGGUCAGAGGUCAUUGACUUCUCAGUGCCCUUUGUAGAGACAGGAAUAAGCGUCAUGGUCUCCCGUAGUAAUGGUACAGUGUCACCCUCCGCCUUCCUCGAGCCAUACAGUCCUGCAGUUUGGGUGAUGAUGUUUGUUAUGUGCCUGACCGUCGUAGCAGUGACUGUUUUUAUCUUUGAAUUCUUCAGUCCAGUUGGAUAUAACCGCAGUCUGCAGAACGGCAAGAAAGCAGGAGGUUCUAAGUUCACCAUAGGGAAGUCUAUAUGGCUUCUAUGGGCUUUGGUCUUCAAUAACUCUGUGCCUGUGGAGAACCCCAAAGGUACCACCAGUAAGAUAAUGGUGCUCGUGUGGGCUUUCUUCGCUGUAAUCUUUCUUGCCAGCUAUACAGCCAACCUGGCGGCCUUCAUGAUCCAAGAGGAAUACAUUGACACUGUGUCUGGCCUCAGUGACAGGAAGUUUCAGCACCCUACUGAACAAUACCCACCCUUGAAGUUUGGAACAGUCCCGAACGGCAGCACAGAGAAAAACAUCCGCAGUAAUUACCCGGACAUGCAUCACUACAUGAUCAAAUACAACCAGAAAGGAGUGGAAGAAGCCAUCACCAAUCUGAAGACAGGUAAGCUGGAUGCAUUUAUCUAUGAUGCUGCAGUGCUAAACUACAUGGCUCGUAAGGACGAGGGCUGUAAAGUGAUGACUAUAGGCUCUGGAAAAGUGUUUGCCACCACGGGCUAUGGCAUUGCUCUCAUUAAGAACUCCCGCUGGAAACGACCGCUAGACCUGGCACUGCUGCAGCUGGUGGGCGACGAUGAAAUUGAGAUGCUGGAGCGUCUCUGGCUUUCAGGGAUAUGCCACAAUGAUAAGAUUGAAGUGAUGAGCUCCAAGCUGGACAUUGACAAUAUGGCUGGAGUCUUUUACAUGUUGCUUGUAGCGAUGGGCCUGAGCCUACUGGUGUUUGCCUGGGAGCACCUUGUCUAUUGGAGGCUUCGCCACUGUAUGAGUCGGAUGGGCCAAGCUGGCAAGCUGGACUUUCUACUUGCCUUCAGCAGGGGAAUGUAUAGCUGUUGCAGUUUUGAAGAUGAAACUGCCCCAGGUGGACCUAAAGUCACCAUUCCCUCCCACCAUCAUCCUUCUGUGGUGUCAGCCCCCCCUUCAUCCCAUGUUGUCACUACUGGUGUCACCAAUCAAGCCAUUGCCAUGGUGCCCCAGCAACAGCAGCAACAGCAGCAUCCACCUCAGCCUCCACAGUCCUACAAAACCUCUCUUCCUGGGUCCCCUCCUGCUGUGGUACAUUCUGGGGGAUCUUUGGUCCCCUCUACAACACCAAUUCUGGGUGCCCCUCUCCCAUGCUCCACAUUUCUACCCCGCCCUGACCGGAGACUGGCUGUAGUGGAUCGCUGGAGGCUGCCAAAAUCUGCUGGUGCCACCACACCUAUGAAUCUCAGAGGGGGCCUAUCUGACAUUGGGACCUUUCCACAAAAGAUGGUUCCCACAUGGGCAGGGAGUGGUCCUGCUGGAAGCACUUUGGAUGGCUAUAAGCGCUACUAUGGGCCCAUUGACCCUGAAGGCUUGGGGCCAUGUAUGGAGCAACAGGCAGGCACUCAGACUCCAAAAUCCGCUCCCAGGAACCAUCAGCAACCCCCACCAGCUAGCUUGGCUUUCUACCAGGAAAAGGGCAUGGACCAUGGGGUGGGGAAGAAGGUGGGAGUGUGUACUGGUGGAGGGGGUCAGGGGAAGGGGGUGAAGUCUUUGGGCACUCCUAGACUGCCACCCAAAAAUCAGACUUCAGCCCCACUGCCACCUAACCCCCCACUGCAGCACCUCUCUCCUCCUCUUCCCUCAUCCCUUUGGAGGAAGCGGAGAGCCAAAAAAUCAAAAGAAUCCAGUGGCCCACUGUAUGAGAACAUUCUUCCCCUAGGUCGGAGAGGAGGUGGAAGGGACAUGGGUCGUAGGCCCAGACCAUCUCCCCCUCUUCCUAUUCUAGUACCUGUACCACUUUCCCCAACUUACACGCCACCAUCACCCUCCCUUUCUCUCCCAUACACCUCCACUUCAUCCUCCACCUCCACCACUAGUUCCUCUACCACAUCCUCUGCCUCUUCGUCUCGAUCCACCUCACCUUCUACCACCUCCAGCACUACCUCACGCAGCACUAGGGAUAGGGAAGAAGAGGAAGAGGAAGAUUUGGAUGAACUGACAGAGGAGUCCAGUCUUCUUCAGGGACACAAUCGGCACAACAACAGAGAGCGCUCUAUCCUUUCUCCCAGAUCUAUUACACAUGGUCCACCUCCACCCCCUAUCCCUCCACGCAAGCCCCGUGGCUCAUUUGGAGAACGUGAACGAGAAAGGGAGGGUGGUAGAUUGAGAGAGCGAGGUGGCAGCCAACUUGCUCAACUCCAGGAGUGGUGGGCAGGAUGGGGAGAGAGAGAGAGAGAGCGAAAUGGGGGAGGAUCUGGUGACACUGAACGGAAAAGGGAGAAACGGCACAGGAAAGAGAGAGAGAAAGAGAAGAAGAAAAAGAAAAAAAACAAGAAGAGAAAAAAGAGAGAGGAACGUGAAAGGGAGAGAGAGCGUAAGCGCCGGAAGGUGAAGAAAAAAAAGAAAAGAGUGAUGAAGGAAAAAGAAGAAGAAGCCAUCAACUGGCAAGCAUUCAGAACCAGAUGAAGGUGAUGUUGAGGUAGAGA